Molecule: messenger RNA, 4329 nt
Organism: Bombina bombina (fire-bellied toad)
Lineage: Eukaryota; Metazoa; Chordata; Amphibia; Anura; Bombinatoridae
Gene: RRAGC
Product: Ras related GTP binding C
Exons: 7
Coding region: 350-1498 (382 amino acids)
Biological process (GO): cellular response to starvation; regulation of autophagy; positive regulation of TOR signaling
Cellular component (GO): nucleus; Gtr1-Gtr2 GTPase complex; lysosome
Molecular function (GO): GTPase activity; GTP binding
Source: RefSeq, a predicted model, not a curated record
AGGGAAAAAACCCCCUGCAUUUUACAGUAGUGUGACACAGGCGACGAUAUUACAAUAACAAAACGAUAGAAUUGCUUUUUAACCCUUUAGAGGCAUAUCCUGCCAAAGAAAGUGAUAGGCGGUGUUCAACAGAAAGUGGUCAUUUGUUUAUAUUAGCAGGUGAGGAAUAUUGGGGUGUGAGGACAACAUCAGUUGGGGGACAAGUUGGAUCGCUUGGGAUCCCGUCCUGUCAUCCUGGUGGUUAUGGUGGCAGCGCGUGCAACAUCCCCAGUGAGGUGGUGAAAGAGCGUCCGCUGUCCGGCACAGCCCCGUUCAUCUCUUCCGCCGACAAAUAGUGCCUGAAGUCGACAUGUCCAUCCAGUACACAGGGGAGGAGCAGUUGGCUGGGAGCUACGGAGUAGCGGAUUCAUUCCCCAAGGACUUUGGAUACGGAGUGGACGAAACAGACAUGGAGGAAAAUUCUACCUCUUCAGAUAGCAAACCACGCAUUUUGUUGAUGGGUAUGAGGCGCAGCGGCAAGUCCUCCAUCCAGAAGGUGGUGUUUCAUAAGAUGUCGCCCAAUGAAACCUUGUUCUUGGAGAGCACCAACAAAAUCUACAAGGAUGAUAUUUCAAAUAGCUCAUUUGUAAAUUUCCAGAUCUGGGAUUUUCCAGGACAAGUGGAUUUUUUUGACCCAGCAUUUGACUAUGAAAUGAUUUUCAGAGGAACAGGGGCAUUGAUAUAUGUGAUUGAUGCUCAAGAUGAUUACAUGGAGGCAUUAGAAAGACUUCACGCCACUGUCUCAAAAGCUUACAAAGCAAAUCCUGACAUGAACUUUGAGGUUUUCAUCCACAAAGUGGAUGGCUUAUCUGAUGACCACAAAAUCGAAACUCAGCGGGACAUUCAUCAAAGAGCAAACGAUGAUCUUGCUGAUGUCGGCCUUGAAAAACUUCAUCUUAGUUUUUAUUUGACUAGUAUUUAUGACCACUCAAUAUUUGAAGCCUUCAGUAAAGUUGUACAGAAACUUAUCCCACAACUACCAACUCUAGAAAACCUGCUAAAUAUAUUUAUCUCUAAUUCAGGAAUUGAAAAGGCUUUUUUAUUUGAUGUUGUUAGCAAAAUCUACAUAGCCACAGACAGUUCCCCUGUAGACAUGCAGUCAUAUGAGCUUUGCUGUGAUAUGAUAGACGUGGUCAUUGACGUAUCUUGCAUUUAUAGCUUGCAUGCAGACUGUAAUGGAACUGCCUAUGAUAAGGAAUCAAUGGCAAUCAUCAAACUAAACAACACAACUGUUCUUUAUUUAAAAGAAGUUACAAAAUUUCUAUCACUUGUAUGUAUUCUUAGAGAAGAAAGUUUUGAAAGAAAAGGUCUAAUUGACUACAAUUUUCACUGCUUUCGCAAAGCUAUUCAUGAAGUUUUUGAAGUGGGAGCUUCCACCCACAGGACCUUCAGUCAGCAAGCCAAUAGCCCAAACAUUAACUCAGUAACUCACAAUGGUACACCUGCAAAUGCAGUCUAGUGGGUAUCUUCCCUCAAUGCACAGUCGGAAAAAACUGCCUGAAAGACAGAGUUUGUCUCUGUUACCGUAAAGCUAGUGUUGGAAAUUCAAGAUACUUUGGAUGGAACGAAUCGUUAUGAAUUUUCACAGAUGACUCUGUAGCAACACCACCUACAAGUUGACAAAAGAAGUGCCAGACUGACUGGAUAUAAGACUUGUGUUUGUAAGGUUAAACUUACUUGUAUUAUAUGAACAGUUUGGCUUUUGUAGUUCUUGUAUUUAUGGGAUGAUCCUCAAACACGAUGCCUCAUGAUAGUAAAGUGCUGGGCUGGACUCUUCUUUUUUUUUUUUUAAUUGCUGGCAGUAUGAAAUACCCUUUUCUCUUUUGUUUUGUUUGUAUGCCAAAAGUUAGCUAUUUGACGUGGGAAACCUUAACGCAUCUUGCAUUUGGACAUUGUUGUGGAGCCUGCAGUUUUCAAAAAUAAUGAAACAUUCCAGAAGGAAAUGGUUACCCUGUUAUGUUUUGUUAAUAAACUAAAGUCUAUCUUAUGAGUAAUUGCACCAGUGGGGAUCAGCCUAAAAUUAUUUGUAGACAUUCCAGCAGAAGCUGUUGCUUUAUCAUAGGUAAACCAUUAUAAACUGUUCUGCCACACCUUUCUGCUUCUAAACUAUAUAGAUGCUAGAAUAAAGUGUCAUUUUUAUCAACUGAACUGGGUUAUUCUGAUAUGUCUACCAAUUGCUUUACUUCAAAUGCCUCCUAUGGCAAGUGCUGUUAUUUAUCGAUUUCAUAUAUAUGCAGUGGUGAGGGGGAGAGGAAAAAACAAAUUGAAGGUGCCAUACUAAAUGUGAUUUGAAUUAUCUUUGCUGUGUGUACCCCAGAUAAAAUAAUUAUUAGAUGAUAUAAAUAUUUUUAAACUUUUGUGUCACUGUAUUAGAAGUUAUUACAUUAAACUGAGUAUUUAUCAAACCUUGAGAAUGCAGAAGACAAAAAAAAACACCAUUUAGAGCUGCUAAUCUAAACUUGUGAAUACCAAGCACAAAAUGUUUGUGUAAAUAUGGAAUGCAUUUGCCUUCCUUACAAUGUCAGAUUGUCGUGGUGCUAGCAAGUACAGCGUAGUAUUUCCUACCAAGAGUGGCACUCAGUGCAAUUUUAUAAAUGUAUAUGUCCCAUUGUUUUGGCUCACAAGGUACAGGCCUAGGUUCUUAAGCAGUACAGUUCACAAAUUUUCAUGGCACAGAUUAUACCACCAUCCUGUGUUUAACAUUGGAAUUGCAGAUUCAAUGUAAUUUUUUAAUUAAAGGGACACUGAACCCACAUAGAGCAUCCAGUUUUAAGCAACUUUCUAAUUUACUCCUAUUAUCAAUUUGUCUUCAUUCUCUUGCUAUCUUUAUUUGAAAAAGAAGGUAUGAAAGCUUUUUUUUUUUUUGGGUUCGAAACUGUGGACAGCAUUUUUUUUUUUUAUUGGUGGAUGAAUUUUUCCACCAAUCGGCAAGAACAAUCCAGGUUGUUCACCAAAAAUGGGCCGGCAUCUAAACUUACAUUCUUGCAUUUCAAAUAAAGAUACCAAGAGAAUGAAGAAAAUGUGAUAAUAGGAGUAAAUUGGAAAGUUGCUUAAAAUUGCAUGCUCUAUCUGAAUCACAAAUGAAACAUUUUGGGUUCAGUGUCAAUUUAAUACGGUUUGCUAAAUUUUGUCUUCACUUUUUCAAAUGAUCUUUUUGUCAAGUUUUAUCCCUUAGUAGAAAACUUAUGAAAGGUUUUACCAUCACUGCACUAAUUGAUAAAUUCACUGCACUAAAGGGCCAAAUAUGCUUUCUUUUUAGAAUAAAAAAGAAAAAAAACAUUUUUCCACAUGCUACUAUGGUCAAAUCACUGGCAUUUACACGUGAAGAAAUAUAAUGAAUCUGCAUAUCAAUUUAUUACAAUACUUAGCUGUAGGUGUGAGGUCUUUUAACACAUGGCAUUCCACUAAAAAAAAAACUACACAUUUUUAAGGAAGGAUAUUGCAGUUUCUAUGUUAUAGUGGCAAUAAUAUUACUGUAAUUUUAUUAUUUUACUUUUGUUUAACCUUGAGGAGGCGAUCAUCUUUUAAGCUGCAGUAUGUUAUAUGAAAUUGGAUGUUUUCUUGUUAUUGCGACAAGUUUUGAUAGUGUGCAUGCAUUGUCUGUCUAAGACAUAGAUAUCUUACACACUUUGUGCUAAGUAUUCACAAGUCUUACUGUCACUGGUUGUGGAUUAUGCACUUGUUACUAUUGAGCAAUGUUUUUUUUCAGUUUUAUGUGAGUGGAGAUAAUUUUCUUGAUUCUCAUAAUGAUCCUUAUAGUAUACAGCAACUAACGUGCUAUUUGUUUUUUUGCCGUUUUCUAACUUGUCUUACUAACGUUUUCCAAUUUGCCGCAGCAUUGCUUCUUGUAAUGGAUUUCACUUAAAAUUAAGUAUUUUAGCUCAUUGUAACUGUAGUUUGCAGACAAUUGCCACAAAACAGUUACUUAACAGCUGUGGGUAUAAGGACGGAAAUAAAUGUAGUAACACUACCAUAUUGGUUAUUUAAAAAUAAAAAGUGUGCAAUGAAUCCCCCUUUUUCCCCCACUCAUUCAAACCUAUCUGGUGCAUAUAACAAAAUUAAUUUACUAUUUUAAAUACCAAAGCCCUUGAAUUGCUGGCAGUCACUGGAUCACUCACAAUAAAGUGCCACUAUAAAAUGUUUUUGUAUAUGAAGCUUUAAAUGGAGUUUAUUUACUCAGAAGAUAAGGGAUUUGUUCUCAUGGACCAUAAUGAAAAAUGGAUUCUUUUAUGUUUUCUAUCACUAAAUUAUGUAUAACAAGGUUUAUCAAUAAAGAUUUAGUCAUGACAA